Molecule: messenger RNA, 1863 nt
Organism: Sordaria macrospora k-hell
Lineage: Eukaryota; Fungi; Ascomycota; Sordariomycetes; Sordariales; Sordariaceae
Biological process (GO): retrograde transport, endosome to Golgi
Molecular function (GO): phosphatidylinositol binding
Source: RefSeq, a predicted model, not a curated record
AUGUGGAACGACGAGGACAACAACCCUUAUGGGAGCUUUGAGCGUCGUGACUCUUUCGCUUCCUCAACCAAUCCCGCUUCUCCGACCGCUCGCGACUAUUCUGUAGACGCUCGCUUCCCAACACCCCAAGAUGCUCGCUACGAUGCUCCUCUGACGCCCUCGGAUGCUGAUGACGACGACGAGGUACCGGGUCCCAGUUACCCUAGGGAAGCAAGCGACGUUGCGACCGAUGACGAGACGGAUGACCAAGCCCACGGCGAGCUUGUACCACGGCGUAAGCCAGGUGGCUAUGACAGCAGGAUUGAGCAGAUGCUCUACGAAAAUCCAGAGCUACCCAUUUUGAUUACUGAGGCAGGCAAAAGCCAGGAGAGCGGCGGAAGAUUUAUUGUGUAUACCAUCAAGACUGGAGACUUGACCGUUCGCCGGCGAUACUCCGAGUUUGCGUCGCUAAGAGACGCCCUUACGAGACUGCACCCUACUCUGGUCAUUCCCCCCAUACCAGAGAAACAUACUAUGGCCGAUUAUGCUGCCAACCCAACAAAUGCCAAACAAGACCAGCAGAUAAUUGACCUAAGAAAGCGCAUGCUCGCUGUUUUCCUAAACCGGUGUAGACGCAUGGAGCAGGUUCGCACCGAUGGUGUAUGGUGGCGGUUCCUGGACCCAAACUCGAGCUGGACGGAGGUUCUACAUUCGCAUCCUGUGUCGUCUAUCCCGAAGCAGAUCUUGAAGGCACCCCCCUUGGAUCCCGCGAACCCGACCCCUGGACACAAUUUCCUUCCCGUGCCAAGUACCUCGGCCAAGCUGAAGACGUUGCCGGCACAAUCUCUCGACAGUGCCGCGCCUGGGUCUCUUACUCGGUUUCCGCCUGACGCCAAUGUCCUCACCGAGCAAGACUUGGACGCCUAUUUCAUUGCCUUUGAGACCUCCAUCAAGGACCUCGAAUCGUUACUCACUGGACCGAUAGAGAAGGUGAACCGCCGCACGCUGAACCAUCUGUCUUCGCUGGCCUCUGACCUUUCAGAACUCGGCGCUCGAUACAAUGCCUUUGCUUUGUCAGAGACCGCACCUACCGUUUCGGCGGCCAUCGAGAGGGUCGGACAGGCGGCGGACUCGUCAUACAUUGCCACGGAAGAACUUUCCACUUCGCUGAGCGCCAGUUUUGCCGAACCGAUGCGUGAAAAUGCGCAGUUUGCUGGGGUUGUACGGAACGUACUGCGCUAUAGGGUUCUGAAGAGAGUCCAGCAAGAGAUGACGACGGACGAACUCAACAAAAAGAAAGCCCUUUUGGAAUCGCUGGAGAGAAGUGAGGCCGAGGCUAGGAGGAUCGACCAAUAUCUCAGCAGUAGCCAGCAGAUUCAGUCCCCUAGGAGGGAACCGCCUGUGCAACACCGUAGGGACGGGAGUGGCGAGGACACUGCAUCCAUCGAUUCGGAUUUUCCUCCUACGCACGGCGAUUUCUCCCAGGCACCAUCCGCUAAAAUCGGGGCGCCAGAGCGCACAGGAGGUAGCCCGAGUCAUAAGAAGGUGGCGAGCACUUCUAUCACGAACAAGAUCUUCGGACCAAUUCGGCAUGCGGUUCAAGGAGUGGUGGACGUUGACCCUGAAAGGACCCGACGUGACACUAUUGGAAAGACCAGGGAAUCAAUCGUACAGCUGGAGCAAGCACAGAUUGCAUCGGCCAAGGAUGUGAAGGACGCGAGCGCGAGUGUUCUUAAGGAUCUCAAGAGGUUCCAACGCGAGAAGGAGGACGACCUCAAGCGGUAUAUGCUGGCGUAUGCCAAGAGCCAGAUUGAGUGGGCAAAGAAGAACCAGGAGACUUGGGAAGAAGCAAAGGCGGAGGUCAACAAGAUUAGCGAGUCCUAG